AAAAGCGGCUGUAAUCCGCGGUUCCUACCUCGAACUGUCGUGCUUGUCUGCUUAUAAACGUCCGAAUUGCUAGAGCUGUGCCAUUAUCUGGAGAGUUACAAUCACCAAAACAAUUAUUACAACUGUAACUUGUUCUAUCACAUUCAAUAUGAGCGGUCCCGGUGUCGGUUUCGAGUACCCUGCCAAGGAGGUAACAUGGUUGAAGCGCGAUGCUCUACUCUUUGCUGCCAGCAUUGGCUGCACUAAUGAAGAGCUCAACUUCCUCUACGAGUUAGACCCAGAUUUUGCCGUCUUUCCUACCUACCCAGUCAUCUUACCUUUCAAGGGCGACACGCAAGAAGUUAUUGAUUUCUAUGCUGCGCAAAAGGCAGUCAAGAUUCCUGGUGUUCCCGAAUUCGACUCUACAAGAGUCGUCGACGGGCAGCGUCUUGUCCAGUUCCUCAAGCCCUUACCGACCUCAUCAGAAGGCAAGAAGUUUGAGAUUCGGACCAAAGUCGUUGGUGUCUAUGACAAGGGUCGUCCGGGCUCGGUCGUCGAGACACAGACAGAUAUCGUAGAUGUUGGUACUGGGGAGGUCUACGCACGUGCCAUCGGCAGCGCUUUCUUCGUCGCGCAGGGCAAUUGGGGCGGUCCCAAGGGUCCCGCGACUGAGAACUUCCCUCCUCCAAAGGGCAAGAAGCCAGAUGCAACUUUUGAGGACCAAACCACUCAGGAGACUGCUCUACUAUACAGGCUCAAUGGGGACUACAACCCUCUCCACGCUCACCCAGAGCCCGGCAAGAAGAUGGGUUUCGGCGGUGCCAUUAUUCAUGGUCUCUACUCGUUCAAUUCCACCGCACACGGAUUGCUGAAGACUAUUGGCGCAAGUGACCCCAAGAACAUCAAGGAGUUCCAGGCGCGUUUCGCAAGCCCCGUCAAACCUGGCGACAAACUGGUGACCCAAGUCUGGAAGACGGGUGAGAUCAAAGAUGGUUGGGAGGAGAUCAGAUUUGUGACCAGUGUUGAAGGCGGCAAAGUGUGCUUGAGCAAUGGUCGCGCUUUGAUGAAGGUGGUCGGCGCAGCGAAGACCAAGUUGUAGAUAUUAUUGUCAUUAGCGGCAGACCAAUUGAUACAGUUAAUACAAGAUCAAGUUUCCCUGCA
Truncatella angustata is the source of this 1140-nucleotide messenger RNA. RefSeq names its product MaoC like domain-containing protein. The record is from RefSeq and is a predicted model, not a curated record. Gene Ontology annotation, cellular component: peroxisome. The transcript is spliced from 3 exons. Lineage: Eukaryota; Fungi; Ascomycota; Sordariomycetes; Amphisphaeriales; Sporocadaceae. The coding region runs from base 149 to 1078 and encodes 309 amino acids.